Messenger RNA from Fraxinus pennsylvanica, 669 nucleotides. NCBI's taxonomy places the organism in Eukaryota, Viridiplantae, Streptophyta, Magnoliopsida, Lamiales, Oleaceae. The record is from the annotation of a GenBank genome assembly.
AUGGCAGAAGUGAAGCUUUUUGGUAAUUGGGCAAGCCCAUUUAGCUGUAGAGUCGAGGUUGCUCUGAAACUCAAGGGUGUUGAAUAUGAAUUCAUAAAUGAAGAUGUACAAAACUACAAGUCCCCUUUACUGUUGAAGUACAAUCCAGUCCACAAGAAAGUUCCUGUGUUAGUCCACAAUGGCAAACCAAUUUCUGAGUCACUGGUGAUUCUUGAAUACAUUGAUGAAACCUGGGAAACAGGCCCUUCCCUUUUGCCCAAAGAUCCUUAUGAAAGAGCAUUGGUGCGCUUCUGGACUAAGUUCUUUGAUGAAAAGUGUUUGCCUGCACUGUGGAAUGGUUGUUGGAGCGUGGGAGAGGAGCAAGAGAAGGCCAAGGAAGAAUCUACUGAACUUCUGAAAAUUCUCGAGGGCACACUUUCAGACAAGAAAUUCUUUGGGGGUGACACUAUUGGAAUGGUUGAUAUAGUUGCCAAUUUCAUAUCAUAUUGGCUUAUAAUUCUGCAAGAAUUGGUUGGAUUUCAAGUGUAUACAAAAGAGAAAUUUCCGAAGUUAGGUGAAUGGAUGGAUGACUACCUGAACUGCAACAUUAUAAAGGAAAAUCUGCCUCCCAAAGAGAAGUUGACUGCAAUUUUUCGAGCUCGUUUUGAAGCCGCUGCCGUCACCAAAUGA